AUGGCGGUUGCUUCGGCCGUGCCCACGCUUCCACCCCCUCCUCUCCUCGGGGACGGCCGCAGCCUUCGUCUGAAGAAAGGCCAUGUGUCCUGGAGCUCUGCGAGAUCCUACAAUGUCAUCUCUAGUAGACCCAUUGCGUUGUACGCCGUGCCGGGAAGGAACCUCGGGGAGCCCAGACCAGGGUUUCUGAGUCGGGGUUCAGAGGAGGUGGGACGCCGCCGCCGAAUCCGCCCCACCUAUGCCGAGGCGAAGGGUGACAGUGGCACCUCCACUGGUGGAUACCCAAAUGUGGGUGAAACGAAAUGCUAAGUCGCAAGGGGUUUGGUGCAUGUCUAAGUGAUUGGUUUCAUUUUUAGAAUUUUAAUUUUUUUUUCGUUCGGGGAGCAGGUGAUCGGUGUUCUCCAUCUGGCCGUGUCACUUGGGUUGAUUUUGGCGGCAGAUAAAUUCCUGAAGAAAGCUUUUGUGGCGGCGGCCAUCAAGUUUCCCAGCGCUCUUUUUGGGAUGUUCUGCGUUUUCACUGUCUUGAUCGUUUUGGACGUGGCGGUUCCAUCUGCUGCGAAGGCGUUGGCGAAUUUCUUCGAGCCCGCUACACUGUUCAUCCAGAGGUGGCUUCCCUUGUUCUAUGUGCCCUCCUUGGUCGUCUUGCCUCUAGCAGUGAGGGACAUCCCCACCGCCGCAGGGCUCAAGAUUUUCUCUAUUUUAAGUAAGUGCCGCAUUGCCCUGCCAUAAGAAAGAAUUAUGAGCAUGAAGCUUCUUGGGUACUAGCGAAAUUUGAUUUAAUUUAUCAAAAUCAUGAAGAUAUCAUCGAUGGCCGGGGAAAUCUUUGUAAUGGGUUGUUUUUUCUCAAGAUAUAGUCUCUCCUGUAUGACAAAGUCAUGUCUCUUCUAAGUUUUUUGUGGAGUCGAACAAAAUUAUUUUCUGCACCACCUUUGUACCCUUCUUUUCUAUUCAACUUGGAUUAUUCCAUUCUUGGAUCAAUUGAAUUUUGACUCAUCUUAACGAUUUUUUUUCUUGUAUGGUGCCACCUUUUGGUUGAUGUUUAUUGAGAAUAUGCUUAUUCACAGCUCUCCCUGAUCACUGUUGAUUUCAAUUUUCAGACAUUUUUUCGGUCGUCAGUGAUUUGUUUCUUAAAUUUUUCCCUAGAAAGUAUUGGUUACCUUCUCAUUGCAGCUUCCUUUCUGUGUUCACAAUCCUCGGCCAUUUCUUGUCAAGUUCUUUACAUGUCAUAUAUCAUCAAGCAGAAGAGGACACUGCCCAUGGUUAAUUCACUGUUUUCUAUUAUCCUGUCAGUUUUAAAUUUUUAGUUCCUCUGAUAAUCCAUUCCAUCAAGCUUUGAUUACCUCAAUCAACGAAUCAUAGUUGUGUUUAUUGUGAUAUAUUUAAUCUAUGAUUUAUUUAUUUUUAUGUUGAAAAAUAUAUACAUUUAUAGAUAUGAGCAUAUAAAGAUCCAUGAAAUGAAUGAACUUUUGUUCAAGUGUGUGACAUUAGAUUCAUGUUGUGAGGGAUGCAAAGAACUUCCGAAAAACUGUCAUUGGUGUGUGAUCUUGUGGGAGGUGAGCAGAGCUAAAGGAUUGCUACAAGAAAUGGAAUUUCCCAUAGUUCAUGGGGUGAUCUUUUUCCUCUUCUACGUUCUUGAUGGAGUUUUUAGCUCCCCAUGAAUAUCUCGAAAUAUGUGUAAGCUCCCAUGCCUUUCUAUAACCCUUGCAACUAAUUCUCAUUAGUAAUUCCUCACGUGUAUGUGAGGUUUGCUGGAACCAAUUUGAUUCUCAAGCCCAAAAAGAGGAAGAAUCAUUCAAGAACUUUGAUACACUCUGAGUGCAACAAUCUUUUAUCAUCUAAUGCAGGUUGUUCUUUCCCUCAUUUGGGUUCUCUCCUGUCAUUUUAUCAAGUGAUGUCAUCCCAAUUAAACUUAAUAUUUAUAUAUAUAUAUAUAUAUAGAUAUAUAUAUAUAUAUAUAAAUGCACAUGUAUUCGUGUGUUCCUGGGGAUCUAAUUCAUCCGCGUGCUUAUUUCUUAUUCUCCAGUACUCUGUCAUUUAUUAAGUGUUUUGCAAUUCAUAGAAAUUUUGAUCUCAAUUGAACUUGCUAAAUGUUCAUAUACGUUAUAUAUUACCAGAUAUCUCUUUAACCCAUGUUCUCCGUCCACUGCUCUCCAGUUGGAGGCUGGUUGGCUUCGCUCUGUGUUGCCGCAUACACAGCAUUGACUGUAAGAAACAUUGUGAAGACGGAGAUGAUACCAGCUGAGCCCAUGGCAAAGCCCUCACCAUUUUCAAGCACAGAGGCGUUGAUCUGGACGGCUGUCUUCAUCUCUUCAUUUGUCCUUGCCCUGGUUUCACCAACAGCACUUGGAACCAGUGCCUUGACGAACCUCCCUUUUCUUCUCGCUGCAACAGUGCUGGGAUAUAUGACUGGCUCCGGGUAAUUAUAAUUUUUCCAAUUCAUUCUAAAAGAGGAACUAUUCGUUCAUUCUCAAAUAAAUAUUUAUAUUGAUAUCUUUGUUUGUUCACUGGGUUUUUGUUUGCAGAUUGCCAUCUGAUGUCAAGAAGGUUUUCCACCCUAUUAUCUGCUGUGCACUUUCUGCAGAUUUGGCAGCUGUUGCUUUUGGGUAUUUCUCCCGGUCUGGAUUGGAUGCUGUUCUAGGUUUAAAGCCUUCUGUUCCAGCCCAUUUCCAAUUUAUUUCCUUAGAAUUCAGUAAUAAAAUGCUUUUUUUUCCGAAAACAGUUUGUCGAGCAUUGUAUUCUUCUAGUAUGAAUUAUUCCUCAUGAAACAAUUCCUCAUAAUAUUAAUUGAAAUUCUUUUCUUCAGUCACAUAGUGCUGGGCUUUUUGAACCAAAGUUUCUUGUUUAUAGGGUAAAAUGACUACAUAUUUUCACAUUAUAGUUACUACUUACUGCUGGCUCUGUUUUUUUAAGAAAAAAAUGAUUCUUGAUGAACAGAAAUAAUUUUACUCUAUAUGUACAAUAUUAUUGAUUCUGAAAAGAUCUAAAUAUUUUAUUUACAAUGUGACGCCUUCUCAUUUAUUAAUGCCACAUUUAUGGAUUAAUAAACUGGUUCCAUUCAAAUGAUUACAAUUAUAAUUUUUUCAUUUUUUUUCUGACGAAAUUGAUUUUUGCAGGUGACUACCUGACUAAAACCCCAUCGAAUCCUGGAGCUGGUGAUAUCCUCAUGGGAUUUCUUGGCUCUGUCAUUAUCUCCUUCGCUUUCUCCAUGUUUAAGCAGAGAAAGGUCCACACCCUCUUUCCUAUCUAACACUAAUCCCAUCCCCCCCCGAAAACCUAUGUUUCUUCUGCCUAUUCCUCUUUUUCCAUCUCUCAUUUCAUCAGAUAUGUCAUCAAUAUAUUCUUUAUCUAUCUUUCACCUAAUACAAUAUUCAUUUAUUUAUCGAUUUAUCAAAUACAUUCUUUAUUUGAGGGCUGAACAGUGGCCGCUGCUCUCAUGCAGCUUGUCAAGAGGCAUGCGGCCGAGAUAUUCUCAUCGGUGGUGAUCUCAACGAUCUUCUCUCUCUACUCCACUGCCUUUGUGGGUCGCCUCGUAGGCCUGGAUCCCAACUUGACCAUAUCCAUCCUUCCAAGGUGCAUCACCGUGGCAUUGGCUCUCAGCAUAGUCUCCUUGUUUGAAGGUAGUAUCCACUGGCGAUCCUUCAUAGCUCCCUAGAAGUUGAACUAUUCUCGCUUGACUAUGAACGACAAUGUUAUAUUUAUCAAGAAAUAUGAUGGAAAAUGGUAGACACAGGAACUAAUUUUAUGAUUCUGAAUUCGGAGACAGUUUUUCUUCUGUGAUUAUGGACAAGAAAACCAUAUUUUACCAACGGAUAUGAUGAAUAAAUAUUCUGGAUAUGAACUAUGAUUAUUUUAUGGAUCCACUCCGUUCUCUUCGUCACCAUGAGAAAAAUAAUCUAAAAAAUGUAUUGUAUGAUCCAUGCUGAUCAUUUUUCUUCCAAUUUUAGUUCUAUUAGUUUCUCUCUGGUUAACCGUCAUUUUUCGUGUGUUUGUUUAGGAGCGAAUGCUUCCCUCACCGCGGCUGUAGUGGUUCUGACUGGUCUUGUGGGAGCGAAUUUCGUGCAAGCGGUUCUUGAUAAGCUUGGCUUCAAGGACCCCAUCGCCAGAGGGAUAGCCACAGCAUCGAGGUAAACUCCAUGGAAAUAUCUUUCCUCUUAUCAAUUGACUUUUUAGGAUUAAGUCAGCGUUGACUCUUCUGCUUCAAGAUAUUCGAAGGAUGUGAGAUAUUUUGGAUCAGACUCUGAACUGUUUCUUUUGAUGGCGAUGGUUAGCGCUCAUGGGCUGGGAACGGCGGCUCUGUCAGCGAAGGAACCGGAGGCACUCCCCUUCUGUGCUAUCGCCUACGCGUUGACUGGGAUAUUCGGGUCCCUUCUAUGCUCAGUGCCGGCGGUGAGGCAGAGCUUGAUUGCCAUUGUCGGGUAG
Messenger RNA from Spirodela intermedia, 4419 nucleotides. NCBI's taxonomy places the organism in Eukaryota, Viridiplantae, Streptophyta, Magnoliopsida, Alismatales, Araceae. The record is from the annotation of a GenBank genome assembly.